AUGUCCCCUCCGCAGUCUGCAGAUGGCACAAGCAGGUCAGCCUUGUCUCCAGUGGAGACUAAGCCAUAUAUUCACGAUUCAGCCGACUCCUUCACCUACCUCCUCCCUCCGAGGCCGAACCCCUCAGCAGAUACCGGACUGGCGAUCAAGAAUUGCGACGAUGUUGGCUCCUCUCCACCAUCUCCAAACAGCAUGGACGUCUUCACCAUCGGUCCUGUGACUGCACUGAAGCUGUUAUGUGGAGGCAUUGAAGCACUUGUCAGGAUCACCGGGGAUGUUCCACCGACACCCCCGCCAGCAUUUACAACACCUCCUAAUAUGCGUGGAAUGCAGGCCGAGAAGGAAAACAUUGCCAGAAGCAAUUCAUACAAAAAUUUUGCUGAGUUGCAUAAACGCCCAAGGACACCGUCAGCAUCAAGUGGAGGAUCGGAGGAUAUCGAUGGAGUAAACUUCAAGAAGACCCCUAUAGGCAGCCCGGAAGUUGCCCCAUCGCAGCCGUAUAUUAUCAUAGGAGACAACGCCGAGCCUCUUAACAUCCAGCACGGUGCAAUUACGCGGAAAUUCUACUCCAAGCAUCCACCUCCAAUUUCUCUGGAGGAUUAUUUGAUGCGCAUCCAUAAAUUCUGCCCUAUGUCUACAGCGGUCUAUCUGGCGACGAGUUUCUACAUCCACAAACUAGCAGUCGACGAGAGAGCAAUACCGGUCACCAGGCGCAACUGCCACCGACUGCUCUUAGCAGGCUUGCGAGUCGCUAUGAAGGCACUUGAGGAUCUUAGCUACCCACACUCACGGUUUGCGAAGGUCGGAGGGGUCAGUGAGAACGAAUUAGCAAGACUGGAGAUCAGUUUUUGCUUUUUAACGAACUUCGAGUUCAAGACGAGCAAAGAGACAUUGUUGGAGCACGCUAUCAGUCUCAAAGAGAUCUCGUCACUUCAAGGAGCAGUGCAUUUUGUUCCGAGGAUGCCGUUAAAGACCAAGAGGAGACCGACUCUUACCACUGUAGGAGUACAGGAAACAAAGCAAGAAGUUACAGCGGAUGCAUAG
This is a messenger RNA of Cadophora gregata, 1044 nucleotides long. RefSeq lists its product as uncharacterized. Bases 1 to 1044 code for a protein of 347 amino acids. Gene Ontology annotation, biological process: regulation of cyclin-dependent protein serine/threonine kinase activity. The transcript has a single exon. Gene Ontology annotation, cellular component: cyclin-dependent protein kinase holoenzyme complex; nucleus. Gene Ontology annotation, molecular function: cyclin-dependent protein serine/threonine kinase regulator activity; protein kinase binding. NCBI's taxonomy places the organism in Eukaryota, Fungi, Ascomycota, Leotiomycetes, Helotiales, Ploettnerulaceae. The record is from RefSeq and is a predicted model, not a curated record.